This is a messenger RNA of Penicillium arizonense, 453 nucleotides long. RefSeq names its product actin-binding ADF family protein. Lineage: Eukaryota; Fungi; Ascomycota; Eurotiomycetes; Eurotiales; Aspergillaceae. The transcript has 5 exons. The record is from RefSeq and is a predicted model, not a curated record. Gene Ontology annotation, cellular component: cytoplasm; actin cortical patch; actin cytoskeleton. Gene Ontology annotation, molecular function: actin filament binding. Bases 1 to 453 code for a protein of 150 amino acids. Gene Ontology annotation, biological process: cell motility; actin filament depolymerization; actin filament severing.
AUGUCGAAUCCAUCGGGAGUAACCAUCACAGACGAAUGCAUCGCCGCAUACAACCAACUCCGCUCAGGCAGAGGAACCCCGAAACAAAAGUUCAUCAUCUACAAAGUCUCCGACGACACCACGACCAUUGUCCUGGAGGAAUCAUCCCCGGAGACAGACUACGAAGUCUUCCUCCAGAAACUUUCUUCUGCGGUUGACAAAGAUGGAAAGCCGGCUCCGCGGUAUGCCGUCUACGACGUGGAAUAUGAUCUUGGGAGUGAAGGCAAACGCACUAAGACUAUCUUCAUUCACUGGGGCCCCAGUCAUGCACCGAUCAAGCUUUGCAUGCUUUACGCUUGUAGCAAGGAGCAACUGAGAAAAGCUCUUGACGUCAACGUCUCCAUUCAUGCAGAUAGUCUGAACGAGCUUGAGUGGAAAGUUGUGUUGAAGGAGGCGAGUGGGGGUAAGGCAUAG